Molecule: messenger RNA, 2931 nt
Organism: Orcinus orca (killer whale)
Lineage: Eukaryota; Metazoa; Chordata; Mammalia; Artiodactyla; Delphinidae
Gene: ZNF589
Product: zinc finger protein 589
Biological process (GO): regulation of DNA-templated transcription
Source: RefSeq, a predicted model, not a curated record
AUGGUGGUGUUCUGGAAGGCUGCCUUCAAGCACCAGGUCAUUUCUGGCCUGAGAUGGGUCCAGUGUUUUGGUGAUGGUGAGUUCUCUGAGGUGUCUCUGAGCAAGCAGGUGGCCCUGAGACUGCUCAGCCAGUACUUUAACCUGGCCAUCUUCAGGACCCUGGUUGCUUAUAGGAAGGCCAUGUACCAGGCCUUGGAAAAAACCAGGGGACCAGUGAAAUUCGAGGGUGUGGUUGUGAUUUUCACUGAGGCAGAGUGGAAGAGACUGAGCCUUGAGCAGAGGAACCUAUACAAAGAAGUGAUGCUGGAGAAUUUCAGGAAUCUAGUCCUGUUGGAUUCAAAGCCAGAAGUCCGUCCCUGGCCCCUUUGCCCUCUGCCACUGGCCUUUGACGGUCAGCAAUUUCUCAGCCACCAUGAGCUCUGCAGGCAUCUUAUUCCAUAUUCAUGUGCAGGAAAUCAACUCCAACCAGGGGAUCCUUGCCCAAAUGACCACCAGCAGCAGCAGCAACAACAUUCUGAUAAAAACCACUGGGGUGCCAAAGCAGAAGAUCAAGGAAUGGGAUCUACACCUUUGUUUUUGAGCACAAAUGAGAAGGGGACUUAAGUGGUUUUCUGUAGCCCACCCCAGGGACCACCAGUAAGCUCUCAGGGAGGCAACAAAGUGUUGAAGGUACAGCUCAGUCCAGCCCAGAGGGUAAGCUCUGGGGAAGCAGACAACAUUCCUGAGAGGGUAGAACUCUCAGGAUUUGGAGCAGUCAGGUUUAGAGGUGUGGACUAGGUUUUAGCCAGAAGUCAAACCUCUUCAGACACAGGCUGUCACGAGCGGAGAUAUCUCCUGUGCAGAAAGUGUGGGUGAAGCUUUAGCAGGAAGUCACAUCUCAACAGACAUCAGAGGACACACAGAGGAAAAGCCUUAUAUAUGUGGGGAGUUGUGGUCAAGGCUUUAUAGAUAAGUCACCCCUCUACAACCACCAGAGUACACACUCAGGUGAGAAGCUUUAUGUAUGCAGGGAAGUGUGGGCAAGCUUUUAGCCACAAGUCACACACACACAAGGGAGAAGCCCUUUGCAUGAUGUGUGGGCGAGGCAUUAGUGAAAAGUCAGACCUCAUUAAGCACCAGAGGAUUCACACAGAGGAUAAGCCUUAUGUGUGCAGGAACUGUAGCCAAGGCUUUAGGGUGAAAUCACACCUCAUCACACACCAUAGGACAUGUUCAGAUGAGAAGCCUUUUGUUUGCAGGGAGUGUGGGUGGGGUUUUAGCCACAAGAUAAUCCUAAACACACACCAGAGGACACCCAUAGGAGAGAAGCCUUACGAGUUGCAGGGUAUGUGGGCGAGACUUCAGCCACAAGUCAGCUCUCAGCACGCAUCAGAGGGUGCACUCAGGGGAAAAGUCUUAUGUGUGCAGGGAAUGUGGGCAAGGCUUUAGCCAUAAGUCAGCCCUCAUCAGACACCAGAGAACACACUCAGGGAAAAGCCUUAGGUGUGCGAGGAGUGAGAGUAUGCCUUUAGCAACAAGGCAGUUGGCAGCCACAUCAGAGGGCACACUCAAGGGAGAAGCCUUGAUUGUGAGGUAGUGUGGGUGAGGCUUUAGCUGGACAUCACUCCUUAUCACAGAGCAGAGGACAUGCUCAGAGAGAAGCCUGACAGGGAGUGAGGGUAAGGUGUUAGCUGGAGGUGACCUCAUAAGAAACACUGGGAGUUAAAUCUCUCCACCAUCCAUUACCACCCUGCUAGAGCUCUGCGAGGGCUUCAGGGACAGUCUUCUGACCCCUUACACCCUCUGUGAGUGUGAAGAUGGCAGAGGUCUAGCCUCUGAGAACAGAGGUACCAAGUGAUAGUCCUCUUGGAGAAGUGGUCUUUGCUUCUACCUCCUUCCUUCUUCAGCUGUGUCCUUCUGUUGGCUUCUAUGACACUUUCCUGCUCUAUUUUUGUCUACAUCUCUAGCCUUUGAUGCAUCCUCUUUUUUUUUUAACAUCUUCAUUGGGGUAUAAUUGCUUUACAGUGGUGUGUUAGUUUCUGCUUUAUAACAAAGUGAAUCAGUUAUACAUAUACGUAUGUUCCCAUAUCUCUUCCCUCUUGCGUCUCCCUCCCUCCCACCCUCCCUAUCCCACCCCUCCAGGCGGUCACAAAGCACCGAGCCGAUAUCCCUGUGCCAUGCGGCUGCUUCCCACUAGCUAUCUACCUUACGUUUGUGAGUGUAUAUAUGUCCAUGCCUCUCUCUCGCCCUGUCACAGCUCACCCUUCCCCCUCCCCAUAUCCUCAAGUCCAUUCUCCAUUAGGUCUGUGUCUUUAUUCCUGUCUUACCCCUAGGUUCUUCAUGACAUUUUUUUUCUUAAAUUCCAUAUAUAUGUGUUAGCAUACGGUAUUUGUCUUUCUCUUUCUGAGUUACUUCACUCUGUAUGACAGACUCUAGGUCUAUCCACCUCAUUACAAAUAGCUCAAUUUCGUUUCUUUUUAUGGCUGAGUUAUAUUCCAUUGUAUAUAUGUGCCACAUCUUCUUUAUCCAUUCAUCCAUGAUGGGCACUUAGGUUGUUUCCAUCUCCGGGCUAUUGUAAAUAGAGCUGCAAUGAACAUUUUGCUACAUGACUCUUUUUGAAUUUUGGUUUUCUCAGGGUAUAUGCCCAGUAGUGGGAUUGCUGGGUCAUAUGGUAGUUCUAUUUGUAGUUUUUUAAGGAACCUCCAUACUGUUCUCCACAGUGGCUGUACCAAUUCACAUUCCCACCAGCAGUGCAAGAGUGUUCCCUUUUCUCCACACCCUCUCCAGCAUUUACUGUUUCUAGAUUUUUUGAUGAUGGCCAUUCUGACUGGUGUGAGAUGAUAUCUCAUUGUAGUUUUGAUUUGCAUUUCUCUAAUGAUUAAUGAUGUUGAGCAUUCUUUCAUGUGUUAGUUGGCAGUCUGUAUAUCUUCUUUGGAGAAAUCUCUAUUUAGG